GGGGUUUAAUGUGAAUAUCUUAAUACAAAGCCCUAUUGGGAAGAAUAAGUUUUGGGGAGAUUGGAAAUGUGAUGGGUUUCCUUACACUUAAAAGAAGCAUAAAAUAAUGUCUUAAGGUGCCUUACAAUGGUAUGCACUUGUUUAUAGAUUGGUUGUGAAACAGUAAAAUGGGAAUUGGGACUAGUUUGAAAGGAGAUUAUAUUGAUGGAAAUUGGCAGCUUAUUCAGACAGGUUGGGGUUAGGUCAUUCAGUUUUUGAUUGGGAGCUGUGUAAGCUGAGAAUAUGCCACAUUUCCAUCUCAGAAAAAUUAUUUAACCUAUAAUUAGCAUUCUUUAACCUCAGGUUUUACUGCAUUUUACAUGCAGAUUGAGAUUUUGGCAUAUUUGAAGGGCUCUAGAAUAUUUUAAUAUUUACUUGAAAAGCAGAAUGUUUUAAAUCUCUUGAUUGCUAAAAGUUAAAAAUCAAGGAUCGGUUUGCCAUGACAUCCUCAUAGAUUUUUAAUUGAUGUUACAUACAGCCUGUCCUUUCAUUAAUAGACCUUUAAAUUCACUGAAGGUUUUAACAGUAAACAGUUUGCCAAACAAUCCCUUUUUACAGUCCUCCUGUCAAAUGCCCCAAAAAAGUUGCCUGCUAGAUGUGCAUUGAGAGAAAGACCUUUGAAGGAAGGGGUGCAGGAAGGAAAUUGGAAUCAGUCUCGGUUCAAGGGCUGGAAGUGCCAAUUUUGGACCUACUCCAGUGGGAUUUAGGUCUCAAAAAAAAGCAUAAUUUGUUCAUGAAGCUGCUUAAGUAGAUGUGAUUGGUACUCUGGGAAUAGGGAUAUGGGGCAUGUGAAUAUGUUGCUUAUAUAAUAAAAGCUUUAAAGUGUAUGUCCAGAAGGAAAAAUAAGCCAUCCCAGAAAAAGAAAUUGCACAACAAUCUUAGGAACACAGAAGGCAUCUGCGGAGGUAUUCAAAUGAUCACUUGGUGUGAACAAGUCUGUUGGGUGAAUGAAAGUAAAUCUAGAAAAGUCGCAAGAUGAGAUUUUACAAUCUGUCCUGAGGAUUUUUACAUAAAUGUUUCUGAAGAUUUUGAAAGAGUUGAAGAGAUCAAAGGUCUACUGGCUCCGAAUGGCUGCAACCGCCAGUGCUGGGGCAGACUGGACCCAGGAGCUGCUGCUUGGUAUCUCCUACGAGUGGCAAGGGCUGGAGCAGUUGGGCCUUCCACUGCUUUCCCAGACCAUUAGCAGGGAAAUGGAUCAGAAGCAGAGGAGCUGGCACAUGAACCAUUGCCCAUUUGGAAUGGAAGCUUUGCCUACUACACCACAAUGCCAGCCCCUAGACUAAUACUCCUGUAUGUAAUAGUGUCAUCAUGGUUUAAUUCAUUUGGGAGACAUAAUUAUGGUAGAACUGUCACCAGGGAAAAUUGUGUAUCUUUGAGCACAGAAAUAGAUGAUGUCAAUGAUACCUUGUUAAAGGAUUCAUUCAGAAGGCAAAGUGAUAAUCUCCAAGUUAAAUCCCCAAGUUGCUGCAACAGGACAAAGCCUGGGGCUUGAAAUGCUGCUGAGUGUCCCAAGUACUUGGGCCACAGUCAUGCUUUCCCAGGUGCAUUAGGAAGUUAGAUCAGCGUUUUGACACUCCUGUGACUAAGAAAGGCUGGCUUCUCUGCUGCAGCACAACACCAUCCCUGUUGGUACCAUUUUAAAAGUGGUUGUGGAGUCUAUGGUUAACAAUCCUGGUUUUUCUGGCUGUGUUACAAAACUGAGGAACCAGGGAAGGGGUUAGGGGGACAACAAAUUAGGGGACUGAGGAGCAUGUGGAUUAUGUCCAGGAAGGCAUUCGUAUAUUAGAAGUGUGGAUUAGGCAUGGAAAGGGAAAGUCUCCUAACGCAUGUCACCUUUGUUAGGAGUAUCUAUAGAAAGGGGCCUUUGUGGCAUGCCCACCUGUCCACUGUCAUUCAGACUGCCUCUGUGGUGACAUUGCUAUUAACAGCUAGGAGCUUGAAAUGACCACUUCCAUUCUUUGUUCACAAUUGUUCACAAUCAGCAAUUUUAUUGUUUUGCAAUGGAAAAGGCAUGUUUUGAAAGUUACAAAUUUGGGGACUGUGCUGUGGCAUAUCAGGUUAAGCCACUACCUGUAAUGCUGGUGUCCCAUAUGGUUGCUGGUUCAAGUCCCAGUUGCCCCACUUCUGAUCCAGCCCCCUGCUGCCUGGGAAAGCAGUGGAAGAUGGCCCAAGUGCCUGGGCCCCUACACCCACAUCAGAGAUGGAGAAGCAGCUCCUGGCUCCUAGCUUCGGAUUGGCUUAGCUCUAGCGGUUAGGGAGUGAACCAGCGGAUGGAAGAUCUGACUCUCCUCUUUUACUCUGUCUUUGAAAUAAGUCUAAAAAUAUAUACAUUGUUUUUAAGAAAGUUACUUUGGAAUCCCAGCAACCAUUAUUUAGACACAUUAAUGAACUUUUGCUCACAUGUAAAAUGGUAGACUGGGUGAGCAUCUUCAAAGAGGGUUCUGAAAUGUUUGAUUCUGGAUAUUUGCAUAUUUAUAAUAAUGUAAUGGGACCCAAGUCUAAACAUGGAGCUUAUGUUUCAUAUCUUUAUGCACACAGCCUGAAGGUAAUUUUAUACAGUAUCUUUAGUGCACUUGUGUAUUUUGGCUGCCACCUUCAUUUGGGGGAUCACAUUGGUGCAUUUUGGAGUAUCGUCAUUUAUAGUAAUCUCCAAUAUUCAGUUCCCGUUAAAUAAUUUUCAGCUCUGUUUUCAGCCCUGGUUUUCAUUUUGUUCAUGGGCCAUGGGGAGAUUGGCCCCAGUUUUCCAUUUUUCAUAGUUUCUCAUAGCUCAGCUUUUAAUGUAGUUGCCUUAAUGGCCAGUAACCACCUGCUCUUCCUGGGUUAGUGCAGUUCUUGGUUAGAUGAAGGUUAAAGGAUGAAAUUGAGUACAGUACUAUAGAACACGAUUGAUUUCAUAGGAAAUAGUUGAUACGGACGUAAAGAUGGUGACUGAGAAGUAAAAAGGUGGUUUCACUCGCCUUUCAUACUGCACCUUAAGAUUCUGCAGCUGUUUAUAUGUCCACCUAAGUGCUUGCAUAUUUCUGGUGAAUAAAGGAACUGGAAAAACUGCCACUAUUUAAAAACAGGCAUGCCACCCUCCGUCUAUGGCUAACGCCCGCCGGCGUUUGUUCUUGCCUGUUGUCAGCCCACGUGGGCCACUGAGCAGCGUUUAUUGGCCGGCUUUGCUCCACGAGCGGCGGACGUGGUAGCUGGGCUCGUCUGUAGCCGAUAACUCGGUGCCGGUGACGUCAGCCAAUGUUCAGUCCUCGCGCCGGCGGCUCCCUCCACCUGCCCCGACGGCGAGGGGCGGGGCGGGCCCGGCGCGGAGGCGUCACGCGCUCCAUGGUAACGACGCGCGGCCCGAAGAUGGCGGCCGGGUGCAGGGGAGCCGCAGAUUACGCGUGUCCAGGCCCGGGCCGGAGCCGGUGGCGGCGCGGCGGCCCUCUGUGGGUCCGAGGCGUCUUACUGCUGUUAGGCGGGCUCCCGACCAGCGUCACAACUCUUCCUGUCUCCUUGGGCAGUGCCCCUCCCUGCCGGCACCACGUCCCCUCUGACACCGAGGUCAUAAAUAAGGUUCAUCUUAAGGCAAAUCAUGUUGUGAAGAGGGAUGUUGCAGAGCAUUUAAGAAUCAAAACUGUGUAUGAUAAAAGUAUUGAAGAGUUGCUUCCUGAGAAAAGAUAUCUUGUAAAGAACAAACUUUUCCCACAAGCUAUUUCUUAUCUAGAGAAGACUUUCCAGGUUCGUCGACCUGCUGGCACUAUCUUACUUAGCAGACAAUGUGCAACAAACCAGUACCUACGGAAGGAAAAUGACCCUCAUAGGUACUGUACUGGAGAGUGUGCCGCACACACCAAAUGUGGUCCAGUCAUAGUGCCUGAGGAGCAUCUCCAGAGAUGCAGGAUCUGCCGUGGGGGUAAGUGUUCCCAUGAAGCAGUGGGUGUGCUGGACCAGGAGGGCAUCAAGGAUGCAGACUUUGUUCUUUAUGUUGGUGCUCUGGCCACUGAGAGGUGCAGCCAUGAAAACAUCAUCUCAUAUGCGGCCUAUUGUCAGCAGGAAGCACAAAUGGACAGGCCAAUAGCAGGAUAUGCUAACCUGUGUCCAAAUAUGAUCUCUACCCAGCCUCAGGAGUUUGUUGGGAUGCUGUCCACGGUGAAACAUGAGAUUAUUCAUGCCCUGGGUUUCUCUGCCGGGCUGUUUGCAUUCUACCAUGAUAAAGAUGGAAAUCCUCUAACUUCAAGGUUUGCAGAUGGUCUCCCACCUUUUAAUUACAGUCUUGGAUUGUAUCAAUGGAGUGAUAAAGUAGUUCGGAAAGUGGAGAGAUUAUGGGAUGUUCGAGAUAAUAAGAUGGUUCGUCACACUGUGUAUCUCCUAGUAACACCUCGUGUUGUUGAUGAAGCACGAAAACAUUUUAACUGUCCAGUUCUGGAGGGAAUGGAGCUUGAAAAUCAGGGUGGUAUGGGCACUGAACUCAACCACUGGGAAAAGCGGUUGUUAGAGAAUGAAGCAAUGACUGGUUCUCAUACCCAGAACCGAGUCCUCUCUCGAAUCACUCUGGCAUUAAUGGAGGACACUGGCUGGUAUACAGCGAAUUAUAGCAUGGCUGAGAAGUUAGACUGGGGCCGAGGAAAGGGCUGUGACUUUGUCAAGAAGAGCUGUAAAUUCUGGAUUGAUCGGCAGAGACAAGAGAGACAGACGCUGAGCCCCUACUGUGACACACUCAGAAGUAAUCCGUUGCAGUUAACUUGCAGACAGGACCUGAGAGCAGUUGCUGUGUGUAAUUUGCAAAAGUUUCCUAAACCUUUACCACAAGAGUACCAGUACUUCGAUGAACUCAGUGGAAUCCCUGCGGAAGAGCUGCCUUAUUACGGUGGUUCAGUAGAAAUUGCUGACUACUGUCCUUUCAGUCAGGAAUUCAGUUGGCAUUUAAGUGGUGAAUAUCAGCGCAGCUCAGACUGUAGAAUUUUGGAAAAUCAACCAGAAAUUUUUAAAAAUUAUGGUGCUGAAAAGUAUGGACCUCAUUCAGUUUGUCUAAUUCAAAAGUCAGCAUUUGUCAUGGAAAAGUGUGAGAGGAAGCUGAGCUACCCAGACUGGGGGAGUGGAUGCUAUCAGGUUUCUUGUUCUCCGCAAGGUCUGAAGGUUUGGGUCCAAGAUACUUCAUAUUUGUGUAGUCGUGCCAGACAGGUGCUCCCUGUCAGUAUUCAGAUGAAUGGCUGGAUUCACAAUGGAAACCUGCUGUGCCCAUCCUGUUGGGACUUCUGUGAGCUCUGUCCUCCGGAAACAGAUCCUCCAGCUGCUAACCUGACCCGGGCUCUCCCACUGGAUCUCUGUUCGCGUUCCUCCAGCCUGGUGGUCACCCUCUGGCUUCUGCUCGGCAAUCUGUUUCCUCUGCUAGCUGGAUUUCUGCUCUGUGUGUGGCACUAGGAGCGGAGAGUGAACUCUCAAGGUGGUUCUCUAUGUCCUGUUCCUGUGGAACAAAGCACAAGAUCUGCGACGUGCCAGCCUGCAGAGGCAGAAGUGGCGUUGCUGACCUCGACUUGGAGGUGUUGACCCCGUGGGAGCUGGAGGCAGAGCUCCAUGGCAGCCACUUCUCUGCAGCAGCCCGGCGCCCUGGAGCUCAGGGAAGGAGAAGGUUCCGAGCCACCAGGUCUGGAUUUUUCAGGAUACUUCAUCUUCCUGAAAUUCCCCUUGGAAAGUGGGAUGUUGGUGGGAUUUUCAGAGUGAUCACAUACCUCAGCGUUUCCAUUUAAAUAGAACAAUGGGAAAGUCCCUCACCAACACUGCAGCAGCUGAAACAGCAGCUGAUUUGUAUGAGACUCUAAGUUAGGGAUCCCGUCCUCCAAAGUAUACAUUGCCCUUCGAUUUAUGGAAAUGAAUUGGAUUGGGAUUUCCACGUCACUGUAUACACCAAGUUUAAAUGUAAUGGCUGUACACGGUACACGUAAGUCAUUGGCCUUUUACAGUGUUUGAAGCGUUGUAAGUGAUGGUUUGCUAAAUCUCAUGAUUUACCGUGCUUGCCUUUCUUGCGGAACGGCAGGUCCGCUGCUGAACUCCUGUCAGUGCUGCUGUUGGCCCUGUGCUCGGCGACCUGCAAUGCUCAGCUUCCGUUGAUUCUCCAUGCGUUUCCUCAUGACUUGAAAAACAAUGGAAGCAGAGCGAGUAUAAAUGUUAAAGACAUGCAAACAGGAGAAAACAGAACUGUAUGUGUUUUAUAUAAUAGUUAGGACAGCUGUAAUCCCACAAAAACAGAACUAUUCUUGUUUGACCAAUGAUGAUACAGAGAAAAUUCUGGUAUAGACAGGUAUGCGGUUAGUUUCAAGUGAGCUAAGAAAGUGUUAUGAAAGAAUUUUUAAUAUCUCAAAGUUAUUUUAUGUAAAAGAAGAUAGAUAUAAGUCAAAACAGCAUGGUCUGAGGUAACUAUUAGCAGAUACAGUUUUGGGGUAGGCUUCUCCUUAGGGCCCACUUCACACAGCAUGCAAGCAUCGCAGGCCCACAGAAGUUGGAAAGUCGUCUUUGCUUUAAAUGUCCUUUACCUCCUGUGUUUGACACUCCUCGCUGCCACACGGGUUCUCUGAAUCAGGUCUACUCUGUUGUCAGAGCUUACCAGCUCUAUCUAGUAAGGCCAGUUUGAAGUUCUUUUUUAAACUUUGAGAGACGGAAAGACAGAUGAAGCUAUCAUCCCAUGAUGCAGGCAUCCCAACCAGUGCCCUAACUGCCAGGCCAAACACCUACCCUUUGAACUCUUUUAAUGAUAGUGAAGCCCAAGUUUUCUCUGUUAAGCUAAUGAAGUCCUGUGGCAGUCAAAAAACAGUCCCUAGACAAGCUUCCCGCUCCCCACCUCGCCACAUCCUUUUCUUCCAUUCUGCAUGUAGCGACUGAAUGCUGCACUUAAGAAUGGUGGUAACUGAACAAAGCAGCACAAUCACGAAGGAGUAAUUCCGCCGGACCCUUUGGCACUGGAGCCAAACAGCAGCCCAACAUAAAGGAAAGUCACUUUAAAAAAUGCGGAAAUUUAACACACGUACUUGCACGCAGCUGUAAAUGGCAGGGAUCCCAUCAUGCAAGGCCGGGCGUCUCAGACACAGCUUUAGCUCAAGAGAAGCUGAUCGGAGCGGUCUGCAGGCUGGUAGUGCUCAGUUCUGCUUAUGUCGCGCAUCCUUGAAAUUGUGCAAGGUCAGAGACAAGUGAGGGUGUAUUCUUAAAGGAACUUAUAACCAUCUAGACUUACGUACUUACUAUGGUUGUGAACCAUCCUACAAAGUUAUACAAAGAGUUUCACCAAAAAUACAAUGGAUUAAUAAUAUAUUUGAGAUUCACAGCGAUAGGUUCAACUAUAUUUUGACUGUUGUGCAGUAAUGCCAUUUAGAUAAUAUUGUUUCUGAGCAUGGUGCUUUUUAUACUUGAAAUAUAUUUUUGCUUUAUUUUUAUUGAUAUAUUUGCACUAAUGACUUUCUGGAGAAAAUAUUCUAGAUGACCUUUUUUGUAUAUGUAUUUAUUAAGCUUGGAACCCGGUAGCCCAGUAUUUUGUCUGCACAAACGUGAAACUUGAUGAAGUGUGAUGUCAGGAAACCCUGAGUUCCUGAGGGACCCCCCACCUACCCACAGCGAGCUCGCGCUGACUCUGCAUGGUGUGCUCAGGACGACUGAGAAGGACACUGGAUUUUAAGAGGCACGUUUGUAAUCACAUGAAAUAUGACAGUGGAGCAAAGACUUUUAAAAUCUGAGAUCACAGGGCGGAAUGAUAGGACAGCUGCAAACUGCAGAAUUUUCAACGACUGAAACGUUGGUAUCCCGUGACAGGUUAGGCCUCUUCAUGUUUGCAAAGACAAAUGCAGUUCCCUGUGUAAGCGAGAGUGAGCAGGCUGCAGCAGAGACGGGGCAGGGACGGACAACAGGCGCCGCUGCCUUGGGACCAGAGGCUGGAGUCCCGUCGUGACUUAGCAAGGGUCAAGUGCAUAUGAAAACUGACUACCUCAGUUUUCCGUUCAGAAUUAGGUUCAUUUUGAUCCUUUCAAGGUCCCAAUUGUCAAAAAUAUCAAAUGAGGUUUUCUCAGGUUUUCAAGAACAGAACUUAGAGAAGGAAGUAAAAGCCAUGUCAGUAGCCUUGUGCUGACAGCUUUAACGAAACUGGCUAGCAGUUGGGUCAUCUUAAUGGAGAUCCCACUGCUAAUCUCCUGGAAACAUCCUGUGUUUAAGAAAUAACCUCAAAUCAGUACCCUUGACAUUUCCCUGUAGGACACUUGUUUUUGUUAAGAUCAAAUAGACAUUCUAGCAAUGUUAUAAAUUAUGCCUAAAAUUAGUCUUCAGCUUAGAUUGGCUUAGAAUUUAUUGAUAUUUGAAGUUGAACCCAAUUUUAUGAGAUAUAAAUAGUUAUAGGAAGAUACAUACAUAAGGACACCAGAGCAUUCCGAGAAAUGUUAGCAGUCCUCCCCUCAGCGAUGGAAGACCUGGCGAUCAGGGCCCUCUGUGAAAUGACAGGCUGGCCUCUCAGAAUCCUUCCCGCUCGGCAUCCUGUGGCGAGUCCUCGUGCCGGCCUGCCCCUCACUGCUGGCUCUGAGCCGCCUCCCGGAGUGUGCCGGCAUGCGUGUUGUGUCCGCUGCAGUGUCUUGUGCACUGUGCCUGCCAGCGUCCAUGUCCUGGGGCCCUGCAUGGACAGAGAGCCCGUCUCUGAGGGCCGUUCAGUGGUCCCAGCAGGUGGGGAGGGGUUUGGUCACCGUAUCACAGUGGGCACAGCCAUUCCUGCCUUGACCUGCAGCCCAGGAGGACUAACGUGUUUUUAAAAGUCUGCUGUCGUUCUAAAAAAAAAACUGGCUUGAAAGGAAGAUUGUUUUUGUUUUUGUUUUGUACUUUGUGUCAGGGUUGGGGAAGGAGUGGUGAAUUGUUUUCUUUUAUGUUUACAUUUUUAAUAAGUAAAGUAGAAGAUUUAAGAAUUAAUCUUUAUUUAUGAUAUUGAACUUCAAGUGUAAUAUAUUCCUUAGAAAAACACAGUUUUAAUAAAAGAGAAAACUUA
Messenger RNA from Oryctolagus cuniculus (rabbit), 9025 nucleotides. RefSeq names its product leishmanolysin like peptidase (gene LMLN). Gene Ontology annotation, molecular function: metalloendopeptidase activity. Gene Ontology annotation, cellular component: membrane; cytoplasm. NCBI's taxonomy places the organism in Eukaryota, Metazoa, Chordata, Mammalia, Lagomorpha, Leporidae. Gene Ontology annotation, biological process: cell adhesion; proteolysis. The record is from RefSeq and is a predicted model, not a curated record.